This is a messenger RNA of Cooperia oncophora, 852 nucleotides long. The record is from the annotation of a GenBank genome assembly. NCBI's taxonomy places the organism in Eukaryota, Metazoa, Nematoda, Chromadorea, Rhabditida, Trichostrongylidae.
AUGUCCAAACGCAGUCCUUGUAUUGCUUGUAUUCAUUUUACUGACUCAGGUCUAUUCAACUGUUAUCUCGUUCAGAUUUUCCUCGAGCGCUAUGCGAUUCUGCUUGACGCUCAAAGUGUCUACACCUUUGGUCACUCGAUUUCGGCCGUCGUCUCGGACUACACUUCUAACAUGACUAAGGUUGUUACCGCCUUAAGGAAGUUCAUUUUCAACAAUCGCGUGGAAAUUCUCGACUGGCACAACCACGACAUCAAGGCCAAAACUUUCGAGACAUUAUAUCGAGAUGGUGGCGUGGACAACCUCGAAAUACACGAGUUAAUGAAGUUGCGGAAACUGGUUGUCAGCGAUAUUCAAGAAUACGCUGAUGCUCUAGUUGCUUUUUACGAAAAUGGACUACGUGCGAGGGAGAACGUAUUACGACGCUUGGGCAUCCAAAUACCCAGACCAUCAAGCCUUCGCAUCAUCGAAAGCACCAUAGAUUGCCUUAUGAAGCUUUCCAAAGAUAUCCCUCUUCUGAAAAAAACCGCUUUCAUACGUGGCGAAUGGCUGAGUCGCCUUCAGCGUCAGGUUGAGAUUGCUCAGUCCUACUCGGCAACACCACAGUACGACCAGAUUAAUCUCCUACACGUCAAGCUGUACUUUGCUCACUUCAAACAAGAACGUAUUGUUCAGGAGCGGUCGUACAACAUGUUUCUUCUCCUAGGAGCAAUAGUCUGCUUGCAUGUUUCAGCCGAAAUUGGUGGCACGAUUGGGCUCUACGUUGGCGCGACGUUGCUGACCGUUGCUGAGACUAUUGUCUUCUUUUUCGAGGAACGAACUAGAAAAAUUCUGGUGAAACCAGCCUACAUUUAA